Messenger RNA from Phyllotreta striolata, 1333 nucleotides. The record is from the annotation of a GenBank genome assembly. Lineage: Eukaryota; Metazoa; Arthropoda; Insecta; Coleoptera; Chrysomelidae.
UCGAAGAAGUGUUUAGUCGGUAACAAGUUAUAACUUUUAUCUACGUCCUAAGUUGGAAAAAAGUGUCUCCAAAUGGAAUACAGUGUGGGAAGCCUAGCGGAUUUGAUAACAAGUCAAAAACAACCCAAGCAAAGUAAAGUUAAGAAGAUAAAACGAAAAGUGCAGGCCACUGAAGAUGAUACCGUAGAAAGUCAGACGAAUUCGAAACUAAAUGGAAAAGCCCAGUCGAUAGAAGCUGAAACUAACGGAAUCGAGUCAAAGACCAAAAUAUCGAAGAAACGAAAAUCAGCAAAUGCCUCUCCUGCGAGUCCCAAAAAGCUCAAAAUCGAAUCCGAUGAAGGAGAUAAAGAAACUUCAGAUGCCGAAUCUGGAGAUAAAGAAACUUCAGAUGCCGAAUCUGAAGACAACGAAACUGAGGAACCAACUGCCGUAAAAAAGGAAAAAUUCGCGCCUACUCCUGAAGAGUUAGCCAGAACCAUUUUCAUCGGCAACGUGCCAGUAAAAACAACAAAAACUGACCUAAAAAAGCGAUUCAAAAAAUACGGUAAAAUCGAUUCGAUAAGAAUCAGAGGAGUUGCCGUUGCCGAUCCGAAAUUAUCAAAAAAAGUGGCGGUAAUCAAGAAAAAAUUCCACCCGGAUCGACAAAGCGUCUAUAGCUACAUCAAGUUCGUAGAAGAAGAGAGUGCCCGAAAAGCUCUACAAGAGAACGGUACAUUGUUCGAGAACCACCAUUUGAGCGUCCAACCGGGCAAUGUAAAACAAGAACGAGACGAGUCGAAAGCCAUAUUCAUCGGCAAUCUGAGCUUCAAAGCCGAAGAGGAGGAUCUGUGGAAACUAUUCGCAAGUUGCGGCCCCAUAUCGCACAUCCGGAUCAUCAGAGACAGAGUAACGGGCAUGGGCAAGGGUUUUGCUUACAUAAAUUUCCACGAUUCGGAUGCCGUGCAACUGGCGUUAGAAAUGGAAAAUGUUAUGCUCUGCAAUAGAGAGUUGAGGAUUAAACCAUCGAGCGCUUCUUCUGCAAAGAAAAACCAAAAUAGAGCGAAUGUCAAGCAAAGGUGGAGGAAUAAGAACAAGACCCCUGCAAAUGGUACUAACGAUGAUAAGUCGAGCAGUAAUGGAGAUGAAAAACCAGUUAGUAUUGAGAAGUCAGAUUUCCAGGGGACCAAAUUCAAUGUAAAGAAGAAGAAGAAGGUUAAUAAGGGGAACUUGAAGAAGAAGCUGAACGUUAAAAAAGUGGCUCCAAUUGCUAAACAGGAAUAAUUGUAAAUAUUAGGAUUGUUAAGAUGAAAAUUUAUUCUGUAUUUUUAUCGAUUAAAACGUUUUGAAAAUUAAA